AUGAUCGGAAAUAGGAGAUACCUUUGCUCACUUGGAUCAGAUGCAGAUGCAUCAAUGGUGAACUCAACAGGGUUCACAGUAGGAUCAAUUCGCUUCCCUGAACAAACUGGAUCGCCAGUCUCCACCGUCUUAAAGACUCCCUCCCAUGACACAGAUGCAUUCACUCCAACCCCGGCCGGCUCCACUACUUCACCGGCGUUGUCUCGAUCCAAAGAUUCGACCGUCUCCGUUCGUCUCCGUCCCAUUCGAGACAUUGUCAAUUGCUACUUCGGACUUAGGGCUCCUCUCUUCCCAGCGGGCUCCCUCCAAUUCAGGUUUCUCCACUGUAUCUACGGUUACACUGCAUAUUCAGCUAGCAAGUUUGGGCUUCAGGGUUUAGCGCAAGCAUUGCAACAAGAAGUUAUAUCUGAUGAUAUUCAUGUGACUCUCUUGUUUCCUCCUGACACGGAUACACCCGGGUCUGAACAAGAACAGAAGAAGAGACCAAAGCUCACUUAA
This is a messenger RNA of Microthlaspi erraticum, 498 nucleotides long. The record is from the annotation of a GenBank genome assembly. NCBI's taxonomy places the organism in Eukaryota, Viridiplantae, Streptophyta, Magnoliopsida, Brassicales, Brassicaceae.